Mucor velutinosus is the source of this 2979-nucleotide messenger RNA. It is a transcript of the gene FAP7, whose product is annotated as factor activating pos9. Gene Ontology annotation, biological process: proteolysis. Lineage: Eukaryota; Fungi; Mucoromycota; Mucoromycetes; Mucorales; Mucoraceae. The coding region runs from base 1 to 2979 and encodes 992 amino acids. Gene Ontology annotation, molecular function: calcium-dependent cysteine-type endopeptidase activity. The transcript has 12 exons. The record is from RefSeq and is a predicted model, not a curated record.
AUGAAGCACUCUUUAGAGACGAAAGCUUCUCAGGCUGACCAUAUACCACUGGCACAUUAUUUGCGCACAAUUAUUCUACUCAAAUCCUCCAGCCAGCAAACUCAAAAACUAUACGCUGAAGCAUAUUCCAAUGCGCUCCAUGCUGUCAAACUAGAUACCUCAGCUAAAUACACAGAAGCUAAGCAAGCUUACCAAAAAGUGAUAGACAAUUUUGCAGAGUUGCUCAAAGAUAAAAACAAUGGCAUGGAUCAAAACAAAAUGAUACAAAAAUUGAACGAGUACAAGCAUAGAAUAGAGCAGUUAGAGAGAUACAUGGAGACGACCAGAGCUGCUUCGACAUCGCUGUACAUUAACGAGAAUUCACCAUAUCAGCAACGCCGCGACUCGACUGAUUCCGAGAUAGUUAGAACAGAAGAAGACGACUAUAAUGAUAGAGCAAAGUUUUCGUUUGAUCAGGGCGAAUUAAAUGAAAGCCAAGGCAACACAGACCAUGCACUCGAAUAUUAUUCGGAUGCAGCUGAGCUCUUUCUCAAAGCAUUCAAGCUGUACGAAAACGAUUCAGAAGAGAAACUGAAGGCUCGAGAGAAUUUCACCAGGGCAUUGGACAGAGCAGAGAUGCUAAAGAGAAGCAUCAACUUGCUCAGUGUCGACAAAUUAUCGCCACCGUUGCGUACUCGGUCGUCAUCGUCCGCAUCAGAACGCCCAGCUCUCUACAGUAUGCACCAUCGCUCUUCAUCCAUAUCCUCCAUCUUGUCUAUCGAACCACACUGUCCCACAGACGACAUCAUCACUCAGAAACUAUCCUCUUCAGAAAUCGAAGUCCUGAAAUAUACCUCCAAUGUCAAUGACAAAAUGUUUUUGCCCUGGAUUGACGAGACAGACUUGAAAGAGCAAUUCUCGUAUGCAAAAAAAUAUCUGGACCCAGAAGGGUCUCUUCGACUGUCAGAGAAGCAAAGGGAGAAAUUUGGCGGUUGGAAGAGGCCUGCUGAUAUUAUGAAAUACCCAAAAUUGAUUUGUUUGAUAUCAAGCACAAGUAUUAUCCAAGACAUUGUAACGGAUUGUUCGUUUGUGGCAUCCUUAUGUGUAGCUGCUGCCUACGAGCAAAAGUUCAAAAAGCAAUUGAUCACCUCUUGUAUAUACCCACAAAACAAGCAAGGCCAGCCGUGCUAUAACCCUAAUGGAAAAUAUGUCAUCAAACUUGUAUAUAAUGGCAUUGCUCGAAAAGUUGUAGUGGAUGAUAUGCUGCCAGUAUCGAGAGAAGGGACGUUGAUGUGCACGUUCUCAACAAACAAGGGCGAAUUAUGGGCGAGCAUCAUUGAGAAGGCCUACAUGAAGCUGAUGGGAGGCUAUGACUUCCCUGGAUCAAAUUCAGGCAUCGAUUUGCAUUGUUUGACAGGUUGGAUUCCAGAGCACAUCUUUAUUUAUGAUAAAAACUUUGUGGCGGAUAAUGUGUGGGAUCGUAUUCUGGAUGGUAUCAAAUACGGCGAUGUGUUGGUGACAAUCGCUACAGGUGAGAUGACAGAGGAGGAAGCCAUCAGCUUGGGUUUGGUGCCAACGCACGCUUAUGCCGUGAUUGAUAUCAAAAUGGUGAUGGGAAAACGACUGCUUCAAGUGAAAAACCCAUGGAGCCACAAAAGAUGGCGUGGACCGUACAGCCAUUUGGAUACCAAUGUGUGGACAACAGAGCUCAAAGAAUCGUUGAAUUUCGAUCCUGGUGCAGCCGAGAAGAACGACGAUGGUAUUUUCUGGAUUGAUUUCGAGUCUGUAUGCUCCAACUUUACGUCGAUUCAUCUCAACUGGAACCCAGAGCUCUUUACACAUCGCUGGGUGUUGCAUUCAGUAUGGCCAGAACAUGUGGGGCCAAAGAAGGAUGUGUACAGUCUGGGCUAUAACCCACAAUUCAGUUUGCGAGUCAAUGUACCAGACAAGAAGCCUGCAGCAGUGUGGUUAUUGCUAUCCAAGCAUAUUAUAGUGACUGAGGAAAACACAGACUACAUUACUUUGCACGUCUACAAUAAUACCAAUGGAGAGAGAAUCUACUAUCCAGGCACGCCAUUCAAAGAAGGCACCUAUGUCAAUAGUCCGCACAUUCUCGUUCGAUUCAACGCACCACCUGGGAUCAGCGACUAUACCAUUGUUGUCUCUCAGCAUGAGAAGGAGCGCUCGCUUUACUUUUCACUGAGAGCUUAUUCACUGGCACCGUUCAAGUUGAAUGAAGUGCCUAUGCGAUAUUCCAUCGAGCAAAAGAUGCAUAGCCAGUGGACAGAGCAAACUGCAGGCGGUAAUGCUUGCAAUUCGACUUAUUUGAAUAAUCCACAAUGGAAGAUCACCAUCCCAAAUACAGGGUCUGUUCCUGUCGGCCUUUUAUUGCAGUUGGAAGCACAAAAGGACUUUGCUGUCCAUCUAUUACUGGUGGAAGGUGGUAAACGAGCAUCAAGUGUAUCCGUGCGUGACAUAUUGGCAGAAUCUGGUCCCUACAGGCAUGGAUUUUGCUACUGUGAAUUGCCAAAUAUCAAGCCUGGUGAUUACACUGUUGUUGCCUCCACAUUUGAAGCUGAAUUACUGGGCAAAUUCAUUCUCACUGUAGCAAGUACGAUCAAUGUUCAGGUGGAAGCUAUUCCAGCUGAGGGAGCUGGUAUGUUCAAGAAGGUUCUUCAUGGUGAGUGGAUCAUUGGAUACAGUGCAAUGGGAUGUCCUAGUUUUGGAAACUAUGGCAAGAAUCCGCGCUAUCUUUUAGAGAUACGAGAGCUCACUACAGUCAAAGUGAGGCUUCAAGCCAAAAACGACUCUGAUUCUGUGCCAUCCAUGAAUGUGACAAUAUACGAAAAGCAUCCAACAGAGCUUUUCGGUAGAGAACUGGCUACUUCUGGGCCGUAUACCAAUGUGAUUCAAGGUGUUGCCACUGGUGAUGUUGUAUUGAGUCAAAAUGAAAUGGGUAAACACAGCAUCUCUGUCGGUAUCAUGAAUGUAAUAUACUAA